AUGAAGUUCUCACUUGCUACUGCUACUUUAGGAUUAAUCGCUAUUGCUCAAGCUACCUUGACACCUUAUUCUGGUUAUUCUGGCUAUUCUGGAGGCGAUGACGAUAAAUAUAGACAUGGAAAAUCUGGUAUUGAAACUUUGAGAGGAAAAUUUGCGUUAGCUGUCAAGGAAUUACUGGGAUAUGAGCAUGGUAAACACAAAGAUAGAGAUUUGCACAUUGUUUAUGAAAUUGAUGAUGGUCAAUUACAAUAUGGUGACAGAAAAGAUUACAUCUAUUAUCCAUAUAGAAAUGAAAACAGCGAAGAGGAAUGUUCAGACGAAGAUGACGACCAUCACAAGAAAAAGAAGAGACCACACAGACAUGGUGGCAAGUCUGAUGAUGACGACGAUGACAAAAAGUGGAAACGUGGUGGUGACUACAGUGAUGACAAUGAUAAUGACAGUGAUGAUGAUCUCAGAUUCCUUACAAUUAGCUACAAUGAUAAAUACGAUUUCUUUACUUUGAAGAAUACUGUCUUACACGAUGAAAAAGGUGCUACUGGUGAAAUUGUUGCUAACCAUCAAUUCCAAUUUGAUAAACCACCUCAAAAGGAUGCAUUAUAUGAUAAAGGUUUUACUAUCGUUGAAAAAGAUGAUUAUUAUGUGUUGGCUUUGAAAGGUAAAACCAAGUUCUGGAAUUCUGCUGUUGACGAUAAAGGUGCUUUCAAGAUUUAUGAUGAAAAAAUUAAUGAAAACAGUAAACCUAUCGAGCUUAUUAUUUUGAAGGUUGAAAAACAUGGUAAGAAAUAUUAA
Molecule: messenger RNA, 792 nt
Organism: Candida albicans SC5314
Lineage: Eukaryota; Fungi; Ascomycota; Pichiomycetes; Serinales; Debaryomycetaceae
Exons: 1
Coding region: 1-792 (263 amino acids)
Biological process (GO): fungal-type cell wall organization
Cellular component (GO): fungal-type cell wall
Molecular function (GO): structural constituent of cell wall
Source: RefSeq, a predicted model, not a curated record